CAAACAGUAAUUAACAGCUUUAAGCACACUCUUAAAUAAUGAGCAGAUAAUAAAAAAAGAUGGUUAGAUUCAAAUAUUCAAUGAUUUCAAUGUGGCGAGUUUCUUCCCUCUUGUUCUUCCUCCUAGCAGCAGCAGGAACGAUCUUAGAGCUCGGCAACAGCCAUAGCUGCAAUCCAAUCGAGAAGGAGGCUCUUCUGAAGGUCAAGGACGAACUUGAAGAUCCUUCAGGCCGGCUCGCAUCUUGGCGCGGCGGCGGCGAUGGCGAGGAAUGUUGCAGCUGGUAUGGAGUCGUCUGCGACGGCCUCACCGGCCAUGUCACCGAACUCCGUCUUAGAACUCUUUCCAGGAACGAGUAUUCUUCAUCCGCUGAGUUUGGAUACUUUUUCUAUGAUGUUUACUACGAGAAAUCGGCUUUUGGAGGUAAUCUCAGUUCUUCGCUGGUUAAUUUGACGCAUUUGGAGUAUCUAGAUCUGAGCAACAAUGAUUUUGGAGGGAUUGAGAUUCCUAGGUUCAUUGGGAGGAUGGAGAGUUUGAGAUAUCUUAACCUAUCCAGUUCAGGAUUUGGAGGGAUGAUUCCUCACCAGCUGGGAAAUCUCUCGAAUUUGCAGUGUUUGGAUGUAGCAUGGAAUGAUUUGCGUGUUGACAGUUUACUUUGGCUGUCUGGUCUUAGGUUGCUUAAAUUUCUUCGAUUAAAUGGCCUGAUCCUUAAUGAUGCACAUGACUGGUUAGAUGUGAUGAACGCACUCCCUGCUCUUGUUGAAUUGCACUUGUCGGGUUGUCGGGUUGAUCCUAUUCGAGUAAUUCCCACUGUGAACUUUUCAUCACUGACCACUCUCGAUUUAUCGGGAAACAGUCUUCAUGAAAUUCCCGGUUGGAUUUCUAGGCUAGCAUAUCUCAGUUCUCUGGAUCUGUCACGGAACCAAUUUGUUGGUUCCGGCCUUAUUCCUCUUCUCAACAUGACCACAGUCAAAGAGCUUUCCCUAUCUGGAAACUAUGGUUUGAACUCUUCCAUAUUCAACUGGUUACAUGAGUUUACCCAGCUUGAGCGUCUUGAUUUGUCGGGUAACAGUCUUGGAGGCAGAAUUCCAAGUUCCAUUGGAAAUUUGAGUUCCCUUAUCAGCUUAGACUUGUCUGGCAAUAAUCUCGAGGGAGGGAUUCCCACUGCCAUUGGAAACUUGACUUCCCUUGAAACUCUUGACCUGUCAAGUAACAGUCUUGAAGGAGGGAUUCCAAGUGCCAUUGGGGAUUUAAGUUCUCUUACCAGACUGGACUUGUCUAAUAACAGACUUGUAAUAGGAAUUCCAACGCGGUUCAAAAAUCUUUGCAGCUUGAGGUCACUCAUACUGUCAAACAAUGUACUGAGGCAAGACAUAAAUGAGAUCUUGGAAAUUCUGUCUGGAUGUGUUUCCAACACACUUGCGACACUAAUCUUGUCUUCUACUCAACUAUCUGGUCAUUUGACCAACCGUCUUGGUAAGUUUAAGAAUCUGGGCUACUUGGAUGUUAGUGGCAAUAUGAUAUCUGGUCCAAUUCCUGAGAGUUUAGGAGCCCUGAAUUCCUUGGUAAGUCUAGACCUUGGGGGCAACAAGAUGAAUGGGACUCUGCCUGGAGGUUUUGGGAUGCUUUCGAACUUGAGAGAAGUGGAUAUUUCUGAUAACUCGUUUGAGGGUGAAGUGUCUGAAAUCCACUUUUCAAACCUUAUUAACUUGAGGACAUUUAAGGCAUCUGGCAACCGACUAGCUUUGAGAGUGAACCCUGAUUGGGAUCCUGCUUUUCAACUUAUUUCGAGCAUAUAUUUGAAAUCUUGGCGAGUUGGUCCUUCUUUUCCAGCUUGGGUUCAAUCCUUGAAAUAUUUAGCAUAUAUUGACUUGUCCAAUUCAGACAUUUCUAGUACCCUACCCACUUGGUUCCUUGAUUUUUCUUCAAGGCUUUAUCAGUUCAAUAUAUCUCAUAACCAAAUGCAUGGAAAUGUCCCAUACUUAUCGAUUGAUGACUCUGAUUACUCUGUGAUUGACUUGAGUUCAAAUCGUUUUGAAGGUCCUAUGCCAUAUAUAUCUUCAAAUCCAUUUGGGCUAGAUCUUUCCAAUAACAAGUUUUCUGGGUCAAUAUCUACCUUUUUAUGCCACAAGUCCAGGACUAUAGAAGUUCUUAACCUUGGAGAAAAUCUUUUCUCAGGAGAGAUACCAGAGUGUUGGGGGAAUUGGGAGACACAUACAACGGUGAUCAGAUUAAGUAGCAAUUCUUUCAGUGGAAAUAUUCCAACGUCUCUUGGAACUUUAAGUUCUCUUGAGAUAUUGGAUCUUCAUGACAACAAUAUUUCAGGAGAAGUACCAGUUUCGCUGAGAAAUUGCACCCAGCUCAAGGUACUAGACUUGAGUAUAAACAGAUUGAGCGGAGUAAUCCCAACCUGGGUGGGGACACAUCUUCAACAGGCAACCAUCAUCAUCCUUCGCGGAAAUAAUUUCAAUGGGACCAUAUCAAAAGAGCUUUGCAACCUGGAUUCUCUACAGAUCCUGGAUCUUGCAGAUAAUGCCCUGCUCGGUACACUUCCAAAAUGUGUUAACAAGCUAACAUCUAUGAUAUAUGGCUCCGAAGGCGAAGGAAGCCUUUUCUGGCAGUAUGGUCCUACAUUGACAUACUAUGCGAGCUCCUCCAUUAUGAGAGGUGGGAAAAUAGUUGAAUACAGCACAAUUCUUAAUUUCGUAAGGAGUUUGGACCUUUCGAACAACAAAUUGCAUGGCCAGGUUCCUGAAGAAAUCACAGCUCUCGGCGGGUUGCAAUUCUUGAACAUAUCACACAAUUCUCUGACUGGGAGAAUCCCCAAGAGCAUAGGGGACAUGAAGGAGCUUCAAACCCUUGAUCUUUCUCAUAACCAACUGUCGGGCGAGAUUCCUCCAAGCAUGUCGAGCUUGACAUUCCUGAAUGAUUUGAGCUUGUCUGACAACAAUCUGUCGGGAGUGAUUCCUCGGAGUACGCAACUGCAAAGCUUUGAUCCCUCUAGAUUCAGUGGCAACAGCCUCUGCGGGCCCCCACUCGCCAUGCAUUGCAUUGCCAGAGGUGCAAGCCCUGCAACUGAGGAUGGAACAGCAGAAGAAGAAGAUGAUGAUGGGGCAGUGGAUUGGUUUUUCUUCUUUGUGGGCAUUGCCCCUGGAUUUGUUGUUGGUUUUUGGGCAGUAAUUGGUCCUCUGGUGCUCAGUAAAAGGUGGAGGCGUUUUUAUUUCAAUCUUUUUUCAUGGGAUAUUAGGGACAUCCUCUAUUAUUGUCACCACUGACAUUGCAACCUUCCCUCACAUUGUCAAUAGAACUUCCUCCCUUCGUCCUAAAUUAAUCUUCAAAGUUACUAAUAUGG
Messenger RNA from Cuscuta campestris, 3349 nucleotides. NCBI's taxonomy places the organism in Eukaryota, Viridiplantae, Streptophyta, Magnoliopsida, Solanales, Convolvulaceae. The record is from the annotation of a GenBank genome assembly.